Molecule: messenger RNA, 6466 nt
Organism: Nannochloropsis gaditana CCMP526
Product: agc family protein kinase
Exons: 5
Biological process (GO): peptidyl-serine phosphorylation; phosphorelay signal transduction system; cyclic nucleotide biosynthetic process
Molecular function (GO): protein serine/threonine kinase activity; ATP binding
Source: RefSeq, a predicted model, not a curated record
CCCGCCUUCCCCCCUCGCUCCCCCCUCCUCCGGGCCUGGCGCGCCUUCUGCGCCCACCACUACGUCGUCCUUCUCCUCGUCGUCCCUGUCCUUGUGGAGCGUGCAUUCCACCGGCCCAUGCUUAUGGCCCUCCACCUGGCCAUUUCCUGCGUCUUCCUCCUCACCACCGCGGGGCUCUUGCUCGCACACGCUGUCGCCUACGCGGUGCUUGGCUGCAUGGCGUACCUCCUACACCUCCUCCUCGCCCACCUCGACCUGGACGGGUCGCCCGCGGUGUGGAGAGAGAAUGGUGUCCUAGCCCACACCUGCGCCCUCAUUCUGGGACUCUGCCUCGUCUACUUCUUGGCCCGCUCCCGGGAAAUGAUUCUUCGCGAGCACUUCAAGGUCCAGUUCCUGGGAGCCUACCUCUUCCAGCGCGGCCGCCUCGAACAAGCCCUGGCCGACCGCCUCCUCCUCGCCACACUGCCCAUGGCCGUGGCCCACCACGCCCUGGACCCGCGCGACCUGCCGCCGCCCUCCACGUUUCCCACCCUCGCUCCUUCCCUCUAUUUCUCCAGAACGAGCGCGGCCUCCUACGCCAGGUCCUCCGCCUCCUUGGCACGCGCCAUAACUCCUCCCCCCUCGUCCCACCACCCCGUCCCUGCCGCUCCAUCCCCCGGGAACCCCCCAGGCGUCGGCCCGCCCGCCAUGAGCGCGAGUGGGACGGCCCCCUUCGCCCUCCACGCAAACACGUUGGGUAGAAGGGGCAGUGAGGGCAUGGUUCCCUCUGCUCCUCCGCCCGCGGUGCCUUCCACCGAUGGAAAUCCCGGAGCCGGGGGCGUGGGAGCUGGGGCAUCCUGCGCGGCGACAUCCACGACCGUUGCCGGCUCGGAACGGGCCUCGGGUGGGACCUCGACCCCCUUGCCCGCCCUUGCCUCCUGCUCGGCCCCCUCUACCAGCGUCCCGGUAGGGAGGACCACGAGCGCCGCGAGCAGUCUACCGGCACCGCAUGGGGAGGAGGACAGGGACGGGCGUGUCCCGGAGGAGUCGGUGUGGGUGUACCCCUCGCCCCGCCUUGUCCGUGACGCGCUCGCCCGCUACAAAGGCCGCCUCCCGCCGUCCGUGCACCCGUUCCAGAUUCCCCCUGCGAGCCGCUUCGUUCAACGGAAAUUUUGCACGGUCCUAGUCGCAAAAGCCGUCCAGGCAGGCGGUUCCCACCUGUUGGUUCCUCCCCUGCGCCUAAGCCGCGCCCUGUCGGAGUUUGAUUUGGUCGUGGGCCACCACAAGGUGACCAAGGUGUGCAAUACGGGAAGCAGCUACACGGCCUCCUGCGGGCUGUUCGAAAGCUGGGGCUCUGCGCGUAGGGAUGCCUUGGCCGCGGUGGCGGCGGCCAGUGAUCUAGUGGCGAUUGCAGAGGCGCUGGGGCUGGAUUUGUGCGUGGGCGUGGCGUCGGGAUCGGUAGUAGGGGUGUUAGACCCUUUGUCGCACUCCUUUUAUGACCUGGUGGGAGACGUUGUCAGUUCAGCCACGCUAAUGGCGGAUUUGGGCAUGAGCGGGCAGGUCUUUGUCGGGGAUUCCACCCACCAGCUGCUGGACCACAAGGAGUGGAGCUUCCGUCUGCCCCGCGUGGGCACGCACAACGUCUCGGUGCGCCUCCUGAACGGACACGAGGAGACCCUGAAAGCCCUCUCGAACCCUUAUGCCACUUCUUGGUGGUUCGAGCAUCGGCAGCAAAUCGUGCUGGACGAGCUUGCUGCAGAAGAUGGGGUACGGGACGCGAGUGCGCACGGUCCCAGUCCUGAGAUUCUGGGUCUGAAGUCAUCCUCCGUCACAGCUGUCUCCCAAGAGGCGUGGGAGCGCGGUUUGGAGGAAGGGUCUCUGUCUGGUCGUACUGGUGGCGGCUCCCCGCAGGCAUGCAAGCGCGGUCGCGAGCAGCCUGAUGGGAAAAACCCACGCCCGUUCACCAUUGCCAGCGUCUAUGAACUUCGAGAGGAGCUGGAGGCAAGUGGAAGUGGAGAAAGGCGGGAGGGCAAAGGACACCAGUCUCUAUCCGUGCAACCCUGGCCGGUCACCUUGGAGACUCUCGACCGAAGUGUCUCGGAUGGUACGUCUGGCCGGCAGACACGUGCUGAGGUGCUAGAAGAGGAGGCGGAAUUUCGCGCGUUCGUCCUUGGACAGCGCCUAGAGUUGGAGGUACUGCUGUUGGCGCUCUGCACAACUACUUUUCUCUGGACCACGAACCUAUACAGCUGGACUCUAGGGCCGUUUCUUGUCUUGCUCGUCGUUCAGUGUGCGCUCCGCUGGCAACACUCGGACAAUAGCCGGCUGGCAUCCCUUCUCGUGGGCCUGUAUGGGUGCGCUGUAGGAGCACUGCUUCUGGGCAUGGCGUUUGUGAACCACGACGUCUUCGCGCUCUCCGUCCUUCGGGGAGUUUUCCUCCUUAGUCCUAUUGUGUACAUCCCCGCCCGCAAGGCCUCCGCACUGGCAGGGGCCAUUUUUGCCUUUCUUCUGCUUAAUCAUAUCAUCAUCUUGAUCGCAUCCUCUUCGCCCAGACCAGACGAGCUUCAUUACGUGCUAGGCCGGUACUGCUGGUACGGGGCCCUUGUUGCCGUCCUGCUGACAUACCAUCGUCAAACAGAGCAUCUGGGUAUGACUUUGCCCAGUCAGGUCUAUCCUUACGUGCAGGAGCUGCAGGCCUUUGCAAGCGUGCUCUUGGCGAGGACCGAUGCGGUGGUGGCUAAGUUGGUGCCAUCGAAUGUAGACGUGCGUCGCCUUUUGCUCCACGCGCAGCAACAGCGCUUAGGAGGCCACCUGGCACUUCGGACACAAGCUGUGAUCGUGCACAUUGACUUUCGAGCUUUGAGCAAGUUGGACGGAUUGGUCUCACCCUUGCAGCUCUGUGCCUUCCAGAACCGCCUGUUGGGGAUGUUGGAUGGGGCAGUGCGUCUCUUCUCUGCCUCACACCUGUGGCACUCCGGACACGUUUUCGUGGUGGCUUGCGGCCUCGAUCCCGCACUCAGCCAAUCCUUACCUUCCAGUGCCGCAGGAAGUGGCGACCGUCCGCCAGCGUCCACCUUUGAUGGCAACGGUCAUGACCCAGUGCUACAGGCUCUUGGGCUGUCUCGUUUUAUCAAAAUUAAAAUACAUGAGUUCAACUUAAAGAACCACGUCUCCCUUUCCGUACGCGUGGGGAUCGCUCGGGGGACCAUCACGUUGAACUCCGCCAGCACAGAACGCUUCGAUGCCACCGGCAGCCCCAUAUUGAUAGCUAAAGUCCUGGCUCUGCGCACCCUAGCGACCAUGGUGACGGCAGAUAUAGCUCUCCAUGUCCAGCGACAUGCUCCUCCGGAGAAGCUCAAGACCAUCACGUUUCACCCGGUCACGGAGGGGCAGAUACCCUUGCUGCACGGGAACACUGUGGAGGCCGUGGAGGUGACGCUGGAAUCUCAGCUUCCUGACCACUUAACUGUCGGCCCUCGGUUGGAGGACUUCGAAAUAUUGGGACUUCUUGGUUCAGGAGGCUAUGGGUCUGUGCACCUGGCUAGGGAGGGCCACAGCGGAGGUUUGGUGGCGAUGAAGGUUAUGUUUAAGCGUCGCCGGGGCGUCUCAGACUUGAUGCGUGUGGAAUUGAAUGUCUUGGCUCAAGUGCAGCACCCGCACGUGGUGCAGUUCCACUACUGCUUGCAAACCAAGAGCCGGAUUAUUCUGGUCAUGGAAUACAUCCGCGGCGGCACCCUCAAGGCCUUGCUCAAGGAGCCCUUAUCAUUACGGCCUCCUCCCCGAGUCUUGCGUCGCUGGGCUGCAGAGUUGGUGCUCGCCUUAGGAUACUUGCAUUCUUUGCACGUAAUCCAUCGGGACAUCAAACCGGACAAUUGUAUGGUGGGUGAGGACGGGCACCUCAAGUUGAUGGAUUUCGGGCUAGCAAAGGUCCUUCAGCGGGGGACAGAGGCAACGACAUUCGGGCUCGGAGCGGACCCUGCAGGCGGUAUUAAAUCGGAAGGCGUCGGAGGAGAAGUCGCAGAGGGAAUGAUUGCAGGCGCCAGUAGUGGUGGAACUUCCGGUGCUGCCUCGACGACAGGGCUGGUUGCGGCCUCGGACAGUCUGCAGCAAGUGGCGGCGGCGAACGCAGCGUGGAGCGAUAAUAGUGGCUACACGGAUAUCAUGCCAUUGAUGCAGCGACUCAUGCCCCAGCGCUCGUACCAGGCCUCUGCCUCCUUUCUCAACGCGGAAGAUGCAAGCGCGGGUUCGUCGGCUGCGUUCACCCAGCAAGCUCCGUUUCGCGUCCUGCUUGUGGAAGAUGAGCCUUUCACGCGUCUGAUUACCAAGUCCUUAGUAAAGAGUAUGGGGUUCCAACCGCUUACCGCAGCGCACGGAAAGAAGGCGCUCGAAGUCCUGCGGGCAAGCUUGCGGACGCCGCAGCCUGUCGAUCUGGUCCUCCUCGACCUGGAGCUGCCCGUUAUGACCGGUCCGGAGGUUCUUGCCGAGAUGCAGGCAGACGUGUCGCUGCGAACAGUGCCCGUGGUUGUCUUGAGUGUCGAUGACAGAACGGCGGACAUUGCCGCCUGCAUGGAGCUGGGGGCGAAAGAUUAUUUUAUCAAGCCCAUUCGGAUGGAUAUGGCGCCGUCUUUGUUAAAAUUUGCACGCGAUCGCCGGCGCGAGAUGGCUUGUGUGGGGGCUCAGAAUCGGCUGUCGGAGGGAAGAGAAGGAGAAGAAGAAGAUGAGGAGGAGGAAGAGGAGACCAAGGGUAUGGGAGAGGACAAGAAGAGACAGAUAGAUUACCUUGCGGACAAGAAGCAGAAUGCCCGAGAUCAAGCAUCGCAUGGCAGUGACGCGGAAGGAAUUGAGUCAAAACGAUCAAACCAGUCGCAACAAAAAAAGGAAGAUGGCGAAGAUUACUGCCAUCCCAAGACGGUCCGGUCAGAAACCUCGUUCCAGCGGCCAGUCGCAGCAGGCAAGAAGGACCAGCGUGAGCAGCGCCCCACAGAGCAGGGGCAAGCAGCGUCGCAACAAGAGGAAAUAUCAUCAAAAGAAAGUCAAGCUGGCAAAGGAAGAGGGAUUAGACGGCUCAGACAGCAGCCUCAGGAGGACCAAAAGGGCGUGCAACCUGUUCCUGAUGAGCGGCAAUGCCACACUUCUGCGGAUCUGAUGUGGGAUGGAAGUCCGCCAAAUGCCGCCACGGCGGGUGCUGGUCGAGUCAUAAUAGAAGAUAAGUUAUUGCCGGGGAUGCCGACGCGUGAGCACUUUUCCCUGGUUGGCACCCCCUACUACAUGUGUCCCGAAAUGCUCGAUCGCCAACGGUACGGCCCUGCCCUGGACUAUUGGGCGCUGGGCAUCUUGCUAUUUGAAUGCUUUGCUGGAGCUCCACCGUUCACGGGGGAAACCCCCGAGGCGGUGUUCACGGCCAUCCGGGCAAGGAAUAUACCGUGGGGGAAGUUGAGGAAGGCGCUGGAGGGGGUCGCAGAGGAAGCAUUGGGGAGAAGGGAGGAUGAGGGGAGGAUAGAUGUGGGGCACCUGGAGGACUUGGUGCGGAGACUGCUGGAACCCGAUCAGUUCCAAAGACUGGGCGCCGGGAAAUGCGGCAUCGAAGGCAUUAAAAGCCAUCCCUUUUUUGCAGGGCUCGAUUGGAAGACACUGUCCACGCAGGAGGUAGAUUACCGCCCAGCGCCCAGGAUGUAUUCAGUCAUGCAAUGUCAGCAGUCUCUGGCACGACGCGAGAGGCAAAAGGAUAAACAACAGCACAAAGGAGUGAGCAGGGAGGGCGGACAGACGGGAAGAAUGCAAGUGAGAUCGAGUAGAGCACCUGCGGGGAUUAUGACGAGGCGGCGGCUGGGUUUGUCGGUGGGAAUGGAUGCGAGUGUGGACGAGGCCUUUGGAGAGGGUGUCGGUAGGGACGAGGAUGCUCAGCUAACGAUGACUUCGGAUUGGCGGGCCUUACUUACGACGACAACCGCCUCCUCGCUCUCCAGGUACGAGGAACUGAGUGAGGUUGGCGAGGAGUGCUUAAAGGAAGGGGAGGACAAAUGGGAGGAAGGAAAGGAGGAGAAGGAGAAGGCCAAGGAAGAAGUCAAGGAGGCCUGCUCGCCCACAAGCCCGCAGAAGGCAGCGAAUAUGGGGGUUGAAGGGUGUGGGGGGGGGGCUACCAAGUCUAGCGGUAAAGAAAACCGGUCGGAGAGGAACGCAUCUUCGUGGUGUCGGGAUGAUGAUGGUGAUGAUGAUGAUGAUGACGAUGAUGAUGAUGAUGAUGAUGAUUCUGAAAAUAGAAGAUUCAGUGGCAAAUGCUUUGCAAUGAAAAGGAUGUGGAGACACUGAAAGUGUACAAAGGAAGGACAGCGAGUUGUUGAAGCAAUAUGUGAUUCAUUGUACAUGCCAAGGAUGUUUGAGAGACUCACGUGUUGUAAGAGAAGAAACAUGAGUCAGACUAGAAGCUAAAUCUCAAAAGUCAUGAGAAUAAAGUGCGCUUCAAUUUUAUAAGAUUGGUCUUUUACUG